This is a messenger RNA of Penicillium cosmopolitanum, 3093 nucleotides long. RefSeq names its product putative serine/threonine protein kinase Kin1 (gene kin1). The record is from RefSeq and is a predicted model, not a curated record. Gene Ontology annotation, molecular function: ATP binding; protein serine/threonine kinase activity; tau-protein kinase activity. Lineage: Eukaryota; Fungi; Ascomycota; Eurotiomycetes; Eurotiales; Aspergillaceae. Gene Ontology annotation, cellular component: cytoplasm. The transcript has 4 exons. The coding region runs from base 1 to 3093 and encodes 1030 amino acids. Gene Ontology annotation, biological process: protein phosphorylation; microtubule cytoskeleton organization; intracellular signal transduction.
AUGUCGGCCCCUGCCAACUCAUCCACAGUGGUUCGCAGCCAUUCGACCUCUUCCAGGCCGUCUAGAGCUGUCCAGUCCGAUCUACCCCAUCGCACUAGAAGCGUGGCGGUCCGAUCGACCAACUCCUCCCAGCCCCCUCCACACUCUCACUAUUCACACUCCAAGACCCCCUCUCACGACCGUCGUCCCCCCUCCAACCAUGCCGCUCUAGACACCAUCGCCCGCCGCGAUUUCGAAGCUUCCAACCUUGCCAAGAUGCCUUCUCGUCGUGAACCUUCCUCCGAACGUUCGCAAGAACGCCCAUCCACCGCAACCCGGACCGAGUCCACCCGACGACACUCCAGAAACCCAUCGUCAUCAGGACACAAACGAGAGAGCAUGGACACUGCUGCCGCCACUGCGCCCGACCGCGCUGCGGAUUCUUCCCAGCAUGCGACCGGCACUCAAUCCUCCCAGCCCUCUUCUUCCCAGCCUAGGCGUCGCACGACCAUCACCACGCCAACGGGCCAAUGGGCGCUCGGGAAGACCAUCGGUGCGGGGAGCAUGGGUAAGGUGAAGUUAGCCAAGAAUAUCGAAACUGGCGAGCAGGUUGCCGUCAAGAUCGUCCCCAGACUCUCGACCGAAGAACACCGCAAUAGCCGCGACACCGAACGAGCCGACCGAUCAAAAGAAAUUCGAACCGCCCGAGAAGCCGCCAUUGUCAGCUUGGUGAAUCACCCGUACAUUUGUGGCAUGCGCGAUGUGGUACGGACAACAUAUCACUGGUACAUGCUCUUCGAGUAUGUCAAUGGAGGCCAGAUGCUCGACUACAUCAUCUCCCACGGCAAGUUGAAGGAGAAGCAGGCUCGCAAGUUCGCUCGACAAAUCGCCAGUGCCCUCGAUUACUGCCAUCGCAACAGUAUUGUCCACCGUGACUUGAAGAUCGAGAACAUUCUAAUCAGCAAGACCGGCGAUAUCAAGAUCAUCGACUUUGGCCUCAGCAAUCUAUUCUCCCCGAGGAGUCUGCUCAAGACAUUUUGCGGCAGUCUCUACUUUGCUGCACCUGAGUUGCUCCAGGCGAGACAAUACACCGGACCUGAGGUUGACGUGUGGAGUUUUGGAAUUGUUCUUUAUGUUCUUGUUUGCGGCAAGGUGCCAUUCGACGACCAGAGCAUGCCUCAGCUCCAUGCCAAGAUCAAGAAGGGUGUGGUCGAAUAUCCACCUGGCCUGACUGCUGAAUGCCGCCAUAUCAUAUCUCGCAUGCUGGUCACUGACCCGAAGCAACGCGCGAGCUUGAACGAAAUCAUGAACCACCCUUGGAUGAACAAAAGCUUCAGCGCACCCCCAGAAAACCACCUUGCCCACCGCGAUCCACUGCAGCUGCCGUUGGAUCAAGAGGUCAUCGACAAAAUGACCGGAUUUGACUUCGGCCCUCCAGAUUACAUUGAAGCUCAAUUGAUGAAGGUGCUGGAGUCAGAUGAUUAUCAACAUGCAGUCCGACUUAAUUUCCGUGAACAGCCUAUCGCCAACCAGGCAGAGAAGAAGCGUGGCGUCUUCGACUUUUAUAAACGACGCAACUCAGCUGCUAGCCGGGAUACCCUGUCCGCACCUUCUGCUGAGGCGGUGCAGCUGGGCAAUGACCCCUUGAACGCUUAUAGUCCCUUGGUCUCGAUUUAUCACCUCGUGAAAGAGAAGCUGGACCGAGAGCGGACCGAAAGUCGCCCAGGCGCCCUUGGUAUUCGUCCGACCGCCGGCGAAGAGCAGUUACCCCCGGUGGCGCCUCCCGAGGCUGCACACACCAAUCAGUACCAACUGCCUGGAGAGAAGGAUAUUGGCCGCCGAUCUCGCCCACGUGCCAGAACCCACGGCGAAGACGAAGUCACCGAGGGCAUGAAGAGUCUGCACACGCACUCGCCUUCAGCUCAUGCCGUGCCAAAUGUGGUGCACCCCGACACCCCCGCCAAGAAAGAGAGCACUGCUGCCGGUAUCCUGAGGCGCUUCAGCACUCGCAGGACCAAGGAUCGCAGCCGCGAUGUCGAUCGCGAACGUAUCAGCACCCCGAACACGCCUACGCUCAAUGUUCAAGCUCCCGCCGACUCCGCAUCUCCUAUGCACCGCGGGUUUAGCGUGAGACGCACUCGACGUGCUGACCCUUCGUCGGCUCCUCUUACACCCGGUGGUAGCCAGCCUCAGCAAGACUUUCUCGCUGCCCCAGGCUCGGCCGAACAAUCUUCGCAGUCAAAGUUCUUGGGUCGAUCUACUAGCGUUAACUCUGCCGACUACCGACCUCGCAGAGCCGCCCGGAGAAGUGAUGCUGAUACGCUGGACGUUGGUCAGCCUCCUUCGACUAGCGGAUCUGAUCAGAUUGGUCCGAACAGUCAACCUGAUCAAACCGGCCUGAGACCUAGUACUCGCACGCACACUGCACGAACCAUGUCACUCGGUCACGCACGCCGAGAGAGCAUCCAAGCUCGUCGGGCUCGACGAGAGGCUGCCAGAGAGGCAAAUGUGCCAGAGGAGACUGAUGCGGAUAUCUCUGGCGCGGGCACAGCACUGGAGAGCGCCAACGAAGGAGAGGAUCUCUCCAAGCCUGUCUACCUCAAGGGUCUCUUCAGUGUGUCUACCACCAGUAGCAAGCCCUUGCCCGUUAUCCGGGCGGACAUUAUUCGAGUUCUCAGGCAGCUUGCAGUGGAAUAUGUCGAGAUUAAGGGUGGUUUCAGCUGUCGUCACGCCCCUAGCAUUGACCUCGAUAAGGUGGUUGAUGUGAGCCCUCCCAGCCCAGACCGACAGGCCGACAUGAUAGCCGCAGUGGUGCUGAGACUGCAACGUCGCACCCAGGGUCAACCAGACCGCAGUUUCACCACCAACUCGGACGGAUCCGAGGAAUACGUUGCUCGAGAACAGCCCCAGGCCGCGGUUGGCGAACGUGUUGUUGGCGAAACCACCACCCGAGUCCAAAGCGACACCGGCGAGAAUCUUGUACUACGAUUUGAAAUCCUCAUCGUGAAGGUCCCUCUUUUCUCGCUGCAUGGUAUUCAGUUCAAGAAGGUUUCCGGUGGUAUGUGGCAAUAUCGUGAAAUGGCGAAGAAGAUCUUAGAUGCCUUGCGCCUGUGA